UCCAAGACACCUGUGCAGUAGGCUUUAAGUCAAAGCCCAGCAGUGGGGACGGUUGUCCUCAGACCACAGAGGAAGGGAGGAUUAACCGGGUUUUCCCUUCAUGGGACAUUAUUGAGGCAUUUUGGAUUAUUUCUACAGAGACAGGUCGUCUGAGCCUCCGGGGUCCUCUUUGCCACGAUGAGUUGGGGGGCACUCUAUGCCCAGCUGGGCGGCGUCAACAAACACUCCACCAGUCUUGGAAAGAUUUGGCUUUCUGUGCUUUUCAUCUUCCGCAUCACCAUCCUGGUUCUGGCUGCUGAGAGCGUCUGGGGGGACGAGCAGUCAGACUUCACAUGCAACACGCAGCAGCCCGGCUGCAAAAAUGUCUGCUAUGAUCACUUCUUUCCUGUGUCACACAUCCGCUUGUGGUGCCUGCAGCUCAUAUUUGUAUCCACACCUGCUUUGCUGGUGGCCAUGCAUGUGGCCUACAGGAAACGUGGGGAUAAGAGGACCAUGCUGGCCUCCAACGGCACGGACAAGAUGACCGAUACCGACCUGGAGACGCUGAAGAGGAGGCGUCUGCCGAUCACAGGCCCGCUGUGGUGGACCUACACCUGCAGCUUGUUCUUCCGGCUCAUCUUUGAGGGCGGCUUCAUGUACGCGCUGUACUUUGUCUACGACGGCUUCCAGAUGCCCAGGCUAGUGAAGUGCGAGCAGUGGCCCUGCCCCAACAAGGUGGACUGCUUCAUCUCCAGGCCGACAGAGAAGACCGUCUUCACCAUCUUCAUGGUGUCCUCAUCGGCCAUAUGUAUGGUGCUGAAUGUUGCUGAGCUUUGCUAUCUCAUCGUCAAGGCGCUAAUGAGGUGCUCGUCCAGGUCAAACAAGAGGAGACACAAUUACAGCAACACGGACAGCGGGACGAGGGAUAACGCCCUCCUUCAGAACAAGAAGAACGAGAUGCUGCUGUCCUCCUCCACUGAUCCGACCAGCAACAAGACCAUGUGUUGAAGGACAGCCGUCUGUGGUGGAGGGUCUCCAGAGGAGAAGAUGGGCAUGAACUUGUACAUCCAACAACCCCCUAGUGGUCAUAGUUUAUGUCUGAAGUUUGGUAACUAGGCUCUAAACAUGAGCAUCAGCCAGACUUGUCUCACAGGUUCUGAGGCGUAUUUUGAGACGAUGAGAACUUAAAAUUACCACAUAACAGAAACUAGUUUAGCGAGACAGCAGCUCAUAAUUGGACUGACCUAUUUUCUACAUUCAUUUGUAGGGAAAUCACUGUUUGAUAGUGAUGCUACAUACGGCCUCAUAUUGGCCUCUAAGGCAGUCAGAUGUUUUUCCUCGAAGCGAAAAUCUGUAAUAAUCAAAAAUGAUGAAGAUAUACAAAGAACCUAUGUGUUAUUUACAAAUGUUACAAAUGUGGAUCCUCCACAUUACGACGCGUCAUCUUACUUUCCAGUGGAUGGCUGACAGUCAUUUAAAUUUUUUAAUUUAUUGCUCACAGUUUGAAUUUGCUUGAACGUGCCGAGCAUUGCUGGAGUGUCCGACCAGGUUUUAGACCAGAGAAGAAUGAGCCUACGCUGACAUCUAGUGGUUCUCAGUGGAACCUCUUAGAGCACAAACACCUUCCUGGAAUCCUGAAUGAUCUCUUUAGUGUUCAAGAAGAGGAAGGCGAACAUAUGAAGUUAUGUAAAGUGAAGAAGAAAAGGAUCCAAGUGCCUUUUGUUGUUAUUAUUACAUUUUAGUGUCUAGUUUACAAGAGCUGACAUUUGAUUGAUGUUUUGCCGAUGAAAUUUUAUGAUCCUGCUGUAUUGAAUCAAUCUGUAGCAUGAAGUUAAGUUUAAAGAAAUAGUUGAAUGACACUAAUAAUGCUAGUUUUUUAUUUUUUUUAAUUUUUUGUGUUUAUAAUGAUUGAGAAGUGUGUUGCACAGAAUACAAUUAUGCUGGUAUAGAAUUUAUAAAGCAUGGUGAAAUCUCACAGCACAGUAGUUUGACAGAUUUGAUGCUGAUCAAUCAAAUCCGAUGUGCUUCGUGCUUUACUUGAACUUAAUAUAUUUGAAAUUGAAGUUGUCCACAGGAGCUGAAUAACCUCAUCACACUGAGAAUAUUCUUGUUUUCACACACGCAUGUAACAUUUGUUUUUGCCCCCUGACGAUGCUGUUACCCUCCAAACGUGAUCACGUUAUUCAACUUCAGAAACUGGCAACUGCUCUUGAAGGUUCAUCAACAGAUUCCUGCACCCAAUAUUCAAAUAUUGUUUUCAUAGAUACACUGACUCAAAUGAGUCUCCCUCUCAGUUACCGUCUGGCUAACACUCAGACCGUCCAGAAGUUGUCCUGCUCCUGUGUCAUUUGGACUUGUGUUGUUGUUGCGGUGUGUACUGACCCCAGCUGGCUGUAUCAGCUUUCAGCGUGUGCCUUAAUUUAGCCACCACACUAAUCACUGCUCGACCUCUUAACGCGAGGAACUACGGCCGAUGUCAAAGUGAAAAUGUCUUUGUCCUCCCUCCCUCCAGGAAUAGCUGAGUUGGAUUAGUCACAUCUGUGUGGGUAAAACAUAGCCUUGUGUGAACUGAGAAUAGUGGUUUGGUGAUCAGAAAAGAUUGGAGAGGGGUGAGUGACACAAGGUGGACAAUCAAUUAGAUGUGCCAGUUCCCAAAUUACAUAAGGCUGAGUUGUUGAGUGACAUUAACUAACUGGUAAUAACGACAUGAAGUGUAAUGUUGACAUGUGUUCACUGGGUGAGAAAGAUGCCAAGUCACAGACAAAGCAUGACUUUAUUAUGAUUCUAAAAAACGAGUUCUGUUACAGUGACAGUGACAUUCCGAUGCUACAUUUGUGAUAGCAGCCAUGUGUAAUAGACAUUGUUUCUAAAAGGGACGAGCCGGAUCAUUCCAGUCCCAGGACGUUCUUUUUGACAUGUUUCUACUCAGAUUUCUUCCACAAUCAAGGUUUUAUAGUCUGCUUUUAACAGCAACAAUGUACUAAUGAACAGAAGCUUUCUAAGCAAGAAAUUAAGAGAUUACAUGUUUGUGAUUGUGUUUUGUACCUAAGAAGUUUUUAUUACACUCGCACUUUGAUCACAUUUUGCUCUUUGAGACUUUUUUCAUAAAUCAGUAAAAACAAAAUGUUGUGCCUCAU
This is a messenger RNA of Acanthopagrus latus (yellowfin seabream), 3116 nucleotides long. It is a transcript of the gene gjb8, whose product is annotated as gap junction protein beta 8. Gene Ontology annotation, biological process: cell communication. NCBI's taxonomy places the organism in Eukaryota, Metazoa, Chordata, Actinopteri, Spariformes, Sparidae. The transcript has 2 exons. The coding region runs from base 178 to 987 and encodes 269 amino acids. The record is from RefSeq and is a predicted model, not a curated record. Gene Ontology annotation, cellular component: connexin complex.